Messenger RNA from Nannizzia gypsea CBS 118893, 567 nucleotides. RefSeq names its product RER1. Bases 1 to 567 code for a protein of 188 amino acids. The record is from RefSeq and is a predicted model, not a curated record. NCBI's taxonomy places the organism in Eukaryota, Fungi, Ascomycota, Eurotiomycetes, Onygenales, Arthrodermataceae. Gene Ontology annotation, cellular component: Golgi membrane. Gene Ontology annotation, biological process: retrograde vesicle-mediated transport, Golgi to endoplasmic reticulum; protein retention in ER lumen. The transcript is spliced from 4 exons.
AUGGAUCGUCCGGAACCAGAGAACAGCCCCUUUACAGCGGUUUCCGCGCAAACCUCGAAGUUGAGAAGACAAUAUCAAGCGUAUCUCGAUGCGUCGACCCCAUAUACCAUGUACCGGUGGAUAGGAACCGGCGUCAUGCUCUUGUUUUUCUUCCUCAGAAUAGUGCUGGCGCAAGGCUGGUACAUCGUGGCCUACACCCUAGGAAUUUACCUACUCAACCUCUUCCUCGCGUUCCUCCAACCUAAAUUCGACCCAUCUCUUACCCAGGACAGCGGACUAGAGGAGGGAGACGCCGGUGCAUCUCUGCCUACUAACCAAGACGAAGAGUUCCGUCCCUUUAUCAGAAGACUUCCGGAGUUCAAGUUCUGGCAUUCGGCAACCGUGGCUGUUACCCUUGCCUUCUGCUGCACCUGGUCUCAGGUGUUCAACAUUCCUGUCUUCUGGCCAAUCCUGGUCGUAUACUGGCUGAUCCUGUUCUGCCUGACGAUGCGCCGACAAAUACAACACAUGAUCAAAUAUCGAUACGUUCCCUUCACCUUCGGCAAGACGAAGUAUGGCCGCACUUAA